UAGACGCAGUUGCAAACUAGAUACGAUGUUGAUGGUUGGUCCAAUGUUCGAAAAGGUCUUGAAGGCCGACGGUUUUAUCGCCGCCCUCGACCAGAGCGGCGGCAGUACACCAAAAGCUUUGCGAUUGUACGGCAUAUCGGAUGAUUCCUACGUCGAAGGCGAGAAAAGCAUGUUUGACAAGGUCCACGAAAUGAGGACGAGAAUCAUUACGAGUAAAGCCUUUGAUGGCGACCGGAUCCUCGGAGCCAUUUUGUUUGAAGAUACGAUGGACCGCGACAUCGAAGGUCAGUCUACGGGGCACUAUUUGUGGCAAAAGCGCAACAUUGUACCGUUCUUAAAGAUCGACAAGGGGCUGGCCUCGGAAGCGUCCGGCGUGCAGCUGAUGAAACCGAUACCUGGCCUCGACGAAUUACUCAAGCGGGGCAAAGGCAACGGCAUGUUCGGCACCAAAAUGCGGUCAGUCAUUAAGAAGGCAAACGCCGAGGGAAUCAAAGCCAUCGUGGACCAGCAGUUCGAACUGGCCAAGGAGAUCAUCGCGGCAGAGCUCAUCCCCAUCAUCGAACCGGAAGUUGACAUUCACAGUGAAGAAAAAGAGGAGUGUGAGACAAUCUUGAAAAAGUGCAUCCUGGACCACUUGAAUCAACUCAAGAGUUCGGAUAUGGUCAUGUUGAAGCUGACACUACCGUCUCAGCAAAACUUUUACAAGGAGUGCAUUGAUCACCCACAAUGCAUGCGCGUGGUGGCGCUGUCCGGUGGAUACGAACGCGAACGAGCGAACGAAAUUCUGUCGCAGCAAAAGGGCAUGAUUGCGAGCUUUUCUCGUGCCCUCACGCAAGACAUGAAACACGGCAUGACGGAAGACGAAUUUGACGAAAAACUCGACCAGGCCAUUGCCAGUAUCUACAAAGCUUCCAAGGCAGGUUAAUUGUCACGUAGUAGAAUACCUACAGGUACACUUAAAUUGACUGGGUUUACGCUAAGUAACACCACGUUUUCUACGGAUUGUUCCUACAGACGCCUCAUAUCUAGGUUUUUGUCGACUGCAACAGUGUCCAUUCGUUCCGGUAUUUGUCUUUCAAGUGGUGUUGCAAAUCGUCGUCGAACUCGGCGUCGUCCAGCUGUCGAAAAUUGACAAUAGCGGCGGGGACUCCGCAUACGAUUGCCAACGGGGGUACGGGUUUGGUCACAAUAGAUUUGGCGGUGACUACCGCUCCGUCUCCGACCACGAUAUUGCCCAAUACAGACCCUCCGUCUUGUACAAUAACCCCAUUGCCAAUUUUCGGAUGGCGGUCGCCUGCUUCCUUACCGGUUCCACCUAAAGUGACGCCCUCCAAGAUGCUAACGUCGUUGCCCAGCACGGCCGUUUCGCCAAUGACGACGCCAGCUCCGACGCGGACGUAUAUUCCGUGGCCCAUGCGGCAAGCCGGAUGAAUAUCGGCGGAGAAUUUGCGACUGACAGUGGACUGCAU
Messenger RNA from Phaeodactylum tricornutum CCAP 1055/1, 1469 nucleotides. It is a transcript of the gene Fba4, whose product is annotated as cytosolic aldolase. Lineage: Eukaryota; Bacillariophyta; Bacillariophyceae; Surirellales; Neidiaceae. Bases 26 to 925 code for a protein of 299 amino acids. Gene Ontology annotation, molecular function: fructose-bisphosphate aldolase activity. The transcript is spliced from 3 exons. Gene Ontology annotation, biological process: glycolytic process. The record is from RefSeq and is a predicted model, not a curated record.